Messenger RNA from Prorocentrum cordatum, 1254 nucleotides. The record is from the annotation of a GenBank genome assembly. NCBI's taxonomy places the organism in Eukaryota, Dinophyceae, Prorocentrales, Prorocentraceae.
AUGGGGGCGGCGAACGUGCCGGCGCAGGGAAUGAAGGGCUUAGGUAUUUGGUUGGAACACCCCAACCACACGAACGACAAGCUCGCGGAGGUGUGGAAUCACGCCAAGGCCAAGGAUAAUCCUGUCGCCCUCGGCAAGCCCGACGUGGGCGGUGACUUGGGCCGCGACCCCGUCGGGACCGCAUCCUUGUUCGAUUUGCCGAUCGAGCAUUGGAACUACAGGCCGAGGCAGCAUAUCAAAUCCGUCUUCGAGGUGAUCACUGACGCGCCUGGGAUGGAAGCAGCGGCGUGGGAUGACGCGAAGAAGAUGGUGGCGGAGGGCAGGUGCAAGGACCUGCCGCCCCCUCUCGGCCACAAUGACACAGAGGACGAGCUGCCUUGCACUAUGCACGUGCUGAUUUGCAAGAACCCUGCAGACCCAGAACCGCACGUCAUCCUGAAGCACUUCACGUUUCUCGGCAAUGGGCGCACCAUGGCCGAGAUAAAGGGCGAACUCAUCAUAGGCGACGCUUGUGCGAUCGAUUUCAGGCCAGAUAGUUUCGACAGGUUGCGCACUUUCCAGAUCGUGCUCGAGCGGAUGGGUGGCCUGCUGUCUCGCCAUUGGAGGCGCGGGCGCCCAAGCUCGCUGCGCGGGCCUGUCGACGAGGGCGACGCGGCGCAGAAGCAGAAGGAGUUCGGCGACGCGACGCAGCAUAUCAAGGACGAGGCGCCGCUCGCGAACUGGACUGGCGAGCAGUUGCUGCGGGCGGAGCAAGAGCGCUGCAACCCAGCACCCCCGAUCGCCAACGUGAAAAAGGAGUUUGUCAACAAAGGGCUCCAGAUCCUCAAUGACAGAGACCACUUCGCUGCCAAGGAGACGUACUACCCCUUGCUGAAGGGAGACAUACGCAAAGAGUACAUGCCAGUCGUCGACAGGAUCAUCCGCACACUUCCCGGCAACGCCGCCCUCCUGAUUGGCGAGGCCAAGUUUGGCAAGACGCCGUUGAUGUACAUCAUGGCCAUGGCGUUGGCCAGGUGCCGCGCCGACUGCGUGGGCGAGCAGCGCGGCCGCGCGGUCGCCGCUCCCGCCGUUCGCGUUGCCUCGGAGAUGGACUUCUGCAGAGGAGAGGCUCGGAAGCGCCAUGAAAUCCUUCUUCAGAUCUCCACGAAGGUUGGCGAGACUUGGGCGCCCUGCACGUUCGACGACGGCGACGUGGCCGACCAACGGCCGCGCGCGUUGAAUGCGUUCUUCGACCCGACGCAAGUCGAAGCGAAC